AGCAACCGCCCACCCAGUGCAGCAUCAGCAGCUCGCUCUGGGUGAAUGCGGUGCCGCAUUGAACAAAUAUUACGGACACGUGCUAUCAUAAUGCGCUGCAUAUUUUUAUCUUUCUCCCGCUGAAAUUGCCUCGGACAACGUUUACGCGGCGCAAAGACUAUAGGUGUGAAUAACGCGUACGCAAAGACUCUUCAAGUCUGGCGCGAUUACGUAGCGAUGCUCAUGUCCGGGAUACGGACGGGACUGGAGUCCUCGUGACUGCGGGAGGAAAAGGGGGAGACUGAUCCUAGGAUAAAACUCUCUCAAUAGGAACACCGUGGCUUUAUAAUAAUUAUUCAAAACAAACGGAUGCAUCAUGGGAGCAACAUAGCGAGCUUUUCUAAACAAACUGCCUCCGCGCGCCUGCUUUCAUUUCCUUUCGCUAACGGCUCUUCCCUUUUCUCUCCUGACACCGUUGUGCUUCAUGAGACGUGUUUUCCGAGCUCAGGUGGGGGCUGCGAGGCUCUCUAGUGGAAACUCGGCGAAGAUACACUUCGAUGCGAGCAGGACUCGGGUUGCGUUAUCCUCCUCCGCGGAGUAGCUAGAAGGCCAAAGCUGCUCCGCUCGGCCUGCUGAAGGCUCUGGGUACCGCAAUGCCGCGGGGAUGGGGAGAGAGAGUCGGCAGGUGGGCGAUGGAGCAAGCCAGAUCAAGGGAGAUCGGAGAAUGCAGAUGUACGACGCCAAGAAUAAAUGUUGACACAACAUAAGUAGAGUUUUAACAGCUGUGGAGGUCUAACUGCAUAUUUAAAGAAGUAUCGUCACAUAUUAAACCGAGUCAGUUAUAGUCCCAUCAUUUAGUAAGUGUUUCAGUGGCCAUAAUGCCCUCGCCGUCGGACUCCAGCAGCGUGGCCUCGAUGUCAGGGUCCCGAGGUUUGUCCGGUAGUCGCCGGGGGAUGUCUGGGAGGACCAGUGCGCGCGUGCUGCUGUACCUGGGCUUGUGUCACCUUGCGCUGGGGGCCAUGGUGCUGGCCUUCAGCUUCACAAGCCUCGCCUUCACCUCAUCACCCCGAGUCAGACAGUCCUGUCCUUUCUGGGCUGGCUUCUUUGUUGUGGCGUCCGGAGUAGUUGGUGUGAUAUCAUGGAGGAGGCCCUUCACUCUCGUCGUGUCGCUGUUCAUGCUGCUGUCUGCAGUGUGUGUGAUUCUCAGUCUGGCUGGUUCCAUGCUCUCAUGUCAGAAUGCACAGAUGGUCAAAUCUUAUGUUACCUGUCAGCCGGGGAAUCAUCUAUGUCUUUGCUGUGACCCCAAGCAGACGUGCUCUCUAACAGAAGAUGAGACACUAGUGCUCUAUCAACAUAAAGACUGUCACUCUGUGCGUCACCAGCUCAAGGAUCUGCUGUUCAGUGCCUGCGGUCUUAGUAUUCUCUCUACCAUUAUCUGCACUCUAUCCACGGUCACCUGCAGCAUUCAUAUCUUCUCUCUGGACCUACUGCAUCUACUGGCUCCUCAUCGCUCUCGCUCUGUAAACCCAGAAUGCACCACUCCUCAGGAUGCAUUUCUUAGUAACAUGAUGGACUUUGAGGAGUUUGUUCCACCCAUUCCACCGCCACCUUACUACCCUCCAGAAUACACCUGCAGCUCUGAGACCGAUGCACAGAGUGUCACAUAUAAUGGAUCAAUGGAGAGUCCAGUACCUCUGUACCCAACGGACUGCCCUCCUCCUUAUGAGGCAGUGAUGGGUCAAAGAGCUCCCAGUCAGGCCACAGUGUAUGACACUCAAGCCGGUGAGCUGUCCGGAGAGAGAGGAACAUCCACAGCAUUCAGUGGUGAAGUGUCAAUGGACAGUGGCUCUCUGUUGAUGUCUGAGAUUGUGGAUAUUCCAGAUGACAGCUCCCCAUCUGAGGACUCCUGCCUCAUGGAAGUGGGUGUCGGUGUGCGGGCACGGCCACGGGGGGGCAGCGAGGGAGGGGAGGGGGGGGAGUACGCCAGCCUCCGUUCUUCCACACAACAUCCGGAGGGAAUGAUGGCCGCUCCUUCCGGAAGACGCUGUUUCAGAGGCGAGAGGUCGAACUCCUGCUCCUCCCCGAGCACUUACAACACCUCUACAUACAGGUCUCCAGUUUUGAGGCGUCAAGCUCUGUUGGCGAGUAGCUGCUCUCAGUUGGAGUUCCUAGCCGGAUCUCAGCAUUCCUCUAUCCCAGAAAUCCGAGUUCGUCCCAGCACUCCUUCCCGACGGGACUCCUCAUCUGCAUUUAGUAACCCACCUACCACAGCUCCAACAGGUCCUGCUCAAGACCGGCCAGACCACGCAGUACCGGUGCUCCUUCCGCGGCCAGGUUUCCGUGAGCAAAUUGGACGUGAUAGAAAAGACAGCGACAGCUUCUUACCUCUCAUGAGGUCACACAGUGAACCGGGACUCAGCUCUUCAACUGACACAGGUGAUUUCAGUCUCUCAGGAGGCAAUAAAGGAGUCAGUGAGGGGGGAUCGCAGACCUCAUCAGAAACAGGGGUAUCGUCUGGAGCUGGUUUGCUGCCUCGCUCCUCUCUGGCACUUCCUGCUUCCCUGCCCAGAAAGGGCAGUAUUAAGGCUAUAAGUAGCCGGUUGCCCUCAAAACAAGUCCCAGCCACCUCGCUGCGUUUACCCAAAGACUGUGCACGCUCACUUGGAGACCUUAAGGUAACCAAAGUUUUAGUGCAGCGUUUCCUGCAGAGAUCCAAGCGUAACUUAGCCCCUGCAACUGAACAUACCGGGAACUGUACUCAGGGGCCUAAAAGGAGGACAGCAGGUGAUGGAAAUCUGGCGUUAGAACAGGUGCUUCGUAACUCUCUGGGGGCCAACAGGGGGCAGCAGCAGCACGUCCACCACCACUGCCGUGGACACCAUCACUCCCAUAGUGACAGUCGUCAUAACGCCCGCCGCCACGAUGAUGACCCUGUAAGGGCCGGGGGAAUCCACUUGCGUAGCUGUGGAGACCUCAGCUCGACAUCGGUCGCAUCGCUGCGCAGGCUCCACCCACCGCCGCACGGAUCAUCAGGGGCUCUUUACUCAGAAUCUGCCCUCUGAAAUGGAGAGAGGGAUUCUGGAAUAAAUCACAGCUGGAUUCAGGAGAGGGGGCAGAGAAAAUUUGAGGAGGGAUGAUGUGAAGCAGAAAAAUACGCUGUUCGAAAAACAUCGGUUCUUACCAUAAUAAGACCAAGCACUAAACCCAAUAUAACGGAGUUUAACCCUCUGCUCUCUGUGCCUGACAAACUCCGGUCUUUUUUUAUGUAUUUCCAUCUAUUUUUUGCUCCAUCUAGUGCUUAUUUCUCGCUCACUGUUUACAUGGAUGUGGAAAGAAUGCAGCACCCCCAAAACUGUUGCUUGUCUUCACAGCUCAUUACAGUGCACUCAUGCAGCUACAAGCAUACAACCAUAUGUGUGGCUCUGACUGUGUUGCGAACUUAAGGGAAUUGACAGGAGUAAUUAAAGGAUUUAAGUAGAUUUUAAGGGAAUACACAAAAAGAAAAAAAAAGUAAAAUAAGCAUGAAUUCAGUAUGACAUAUUUGCGAAUAUUACGUUAAGUUAAAAUAGAUACACAUUUAUUUUUUUGGUACCCCUAAUAGUUUGCUUAUCACUGGAUAUCACUUUCAGUCAUUUAGCAUUUUUGUCUUAAAAGUUGUCAGAUAUUAAAUGGUUAACUACUUACGUCUUACCUUACAAUCUUUCACUGGAAUUCAUGUUUCUGUGAACAGUAAGGCCUGCCUUUUUGGUUCUGAAAGGUCAUCUCAGUCAUUUUGACACUGAUGAGAGCUGUUAGACCAUUGAGGCAGACCAGCCUAAAAUGUAAUUUUUUUUAAAUGUAACGUUUUGUCAUCCUAACAGCAAACAGAGCAACAUAAGGAAUAUCAAAUAUUGGGAGGGACAAUUUGGCCAUUUUUGAAUAUUGUAAUGUGCGUGUCUAUCAUAGUUACGGCCCUGCAAACAUACACAUGCGCACUCAAAUGUGGUUUUAACUCUGAGCCACGUAACGCUUUUCACUAAACCCGUUUCACUAAUCACCAAUUUUAUUGUAGCUAAUUACUUCAAACAUCAUCUGAGGAGUUGAUGCAGCAAUGGAUUCAUUGUCUUUUUUUAGUAAAAGUGCACGUUUUCUCUAAAUCAGCUAAGAUUAUUCAAUUGGGGCUUUGAUCUUUUGCUUCUGUCUGUCUCUCAUGGUGUAAUACUUUCCUAGAAUGCCUCUGCAUGCAUUGAGCGGGCUAGUUUUCUCUUUUUGAUUGAACACCAAAUGCACACAGAUACACAAAACAUGCUUGUGACAAAACUAGAUGCCACUAAUGCAAAUGUUUGAGGGGAUUUUGGGUUUAAUAAUAAUGAUAAUACAGAAGAUUCUCUGGCAAUAAGCAUAUUGUAUAUAUUGAACUAUUACAGGAAAUUGGAACCUCGUAUUGACUGAUACCUAUGAAAACUGGACGCUUACUGGAAGUGAGAAUGAACGCUGUCAAACUGAUGUGUUUUAGGAUUUUCAAUGUUCCGGACAGUUUGGGAAUAAUACUUUGGAAAGACAGCCGUGGACGUCUGCUGUAUCUGCUUUGUUGUAAUCGGAAAUGGAUGUACACCUGAAGGAAUAACUGAAGUUGCCAAUUGUUUAGAAGUGCUUUGGAAUGCUAGCUAAUGGCUUUGAAUCAGUAGCAAUGUUGCUAAAUAAUGCAUUAAUACAAUUCCUCUAUAUGUAAAUAAGUUUGAUGCACGGACCCUCGCGCUCACACACAUUCUGCAACUUUGAAGCACUGAAACCAAGUCUGAAAAAGAGCUUGAUAUUCUACCUCUUGUAUUGCAUACACUGACAUGUUAUGGCCCAGUGGAAUAUUUUAAUUAAUUUAAGGAUUUUAUGGACUAUUUAUGAAACAACUUCUACACUGACUGAUGAAAACACUGUUAUUCUGGGAAUAUGAUGCCUAAAAAGAACAUUUAAAACAGCUCUACUUCAUGAACUUUUAAUGCAACUUAUGUAAAAUCACAACAAUAAAUGUAUACACAUCAAAUU
Puntigrus tetrazona (Sumatra barb) is the source of this 5001-nucleotide messenger RNA. RefSeq names its product family with sequence similarity 189 member B (gene entrep3). The record is from RefSeq and is a predicted model, not a curated record. The coding region runs from base 858 to 3041 and encodes 727 amino acids. The transcript has 14 exons. NCBI's taxonomy places the organism in Eukaryota, Metazoa, Chordata, Actinopteri, Cypriniformes, Cyprinidae. Gene Ontology annotation, cellular component: membrane.